Symbiodinium sp. CCMP2456 is the source of this 1278-nucleotide messenger RNA. The record is from the annotation of a GenBank genome assembly. NCBI's taxonomy places the organism in Eukaryota, Dinophyceae, Suessiales, Symbiodiniaceae.
AUGGUCCGCACGAUUGCGAUGGAUGGAACUGAUGGCUUGACACGUGGGCAGAAGGUCAUUGACACCGGCGCCCCCAUUACCGUGCCUGUGGGUGAGCAGACGCUGGGCCGUAUCAUCAACAUCAUCGGUGAGCCGAUCGAUGAGCUUGGCCCCAUUGAUACCAAGAAGUUCUAUGCCAUCCAUCGCCCAACUCCAACCUUCACAGAGAUGAACACCACAGCGCAGCAGCUUCUCACAGGGAUCAAGGUGGUGGACCUGUUGGCGCCGUACGCCAAGGGUGGUAAGAUCGGCCUCUUCGGCGGCGCCGGGGUCGGCAAGACGGUGGUGAUCAUGGAGCUGAUCCACAACAUUGCUCUGAAGCACGGCGGUUACAGCGUCUUCGCGGGUGUAGGUGAGCGCACACGUGAGGGCAAUGACCUGUACCACGAGAUGAUGGCCAGUGGAGUGAUCAAGAAGGACAAGGCCCCAGGAUCCAAGGCUGCGCUGGUGUACGGCCAGAUGAACGAGCCGCCUGGAGCGCGUGCACGGGUGGCCCUUACCGGCCUCACCGUGGCGGAGUAUUUCAGAGACGAAGAGGGUCAGGAUGUGCUGCUCUUCGUGGACAAUAUCUUCCGCUUCACGCAGGCCGGCUCCGAGGUGUCUGCCUUGCUCGGCCGUAUCCCCAGCGCUGUCGGCUACCAGCCAACGCUGGCCACCGACUUGGCCUCCCUACAGGAGCGUAUUACGACCACGCAGAAAGGCUCCAUCACGUCCGUGCAGGCAGUGUACGUGCCCGCAGAUGACCUCACGGAUCCGGCCCCCGCUACUACCUUCGCCCAUCUGGACGCCACGACGGUGCUGUCGCGGCAGAUCGCCGAGUUGGGAAUCUACCCCGCAGUGGAUCCACUGGACUCGACCUCCCGUAUGUUGGACCCAUCCAUUGUGGGCCAGCGCCAUUACGACAUCGCACGAAGCACGCAGAAGAUCCUCCAAGACUAUAAGUCCCUGCAGGACAUCAUUGCCAUUCUUGGCAUGGACGAGCUUAGCGAGGAAGACAAGCUGACGGUGGCACGAGCCCGAAAGGUGCAGCGCUUCCUGUCACAGCCCUUCUUCGUGGCCGAGAUCUUCACGGGCACCCCCGGGGCCUUCGUGGACCUGGAGACCACGAUCAACGACUUCGAAGAAGUUUUGUCCGGAAAUUGCGACGACAUCCCAGAGGCUGCCUUCUACAUGAUCGGAGGCAUGUCGGACGUCAAAGAGAAGGCGGCGAAGCUGGCUGCAGUGGCCGCUGGAAAGUAA